Molecule: messenger RNA, 2400 nt
Organism: Symbiodinium sp. CCMP2592
Lineage: Eukaryota; Dinophyceae; Suessiales; Symbiodiniaceae
Source: the annotation of a GenBank genome assembly
AUGAUCCUUUUGGAAGGCGACCUGGUUGUGGAGCAGAGUGGAGAGCCCUUGAAGGGGAUGGUCUCACCGGGCGAUGCCAUAGGCGAGUUGUCCAUCCUCACAGACAAGCCUUCGCCGAUCCAGUAUCGCUGCCAAUCAAAGUGCACUUUCGCAGCAUUGCCAAGUCGAACAGCCACAUGGCUCCACCGGGUGGAUGCUUGUUUGGAGUGGCUAGCUGUCGAGGGCAGCCGAUGUUUGUACAGGCAAGGCGAUCCGAUGUGCGGCUUCUUCAUCGUUUUAUCAGGCCGUCUCGUCGCUCUCGAGGACGCAGCGGACUCGGCGCCUGUGCCGCGGAUGCCACAACUCCGGAGCCGAGCCGUGCCGAGUCCGCCUGGGAUUCGUGUGCGAGAGGUGCUCUUGCGCGGCAGCCUCUGUGGCGAGCUCGAUUGCUUGCGCAACGCCACCUACUCGCAGACAGUGCAGGCAUCGCGCGACACCGAGGUGUGUAGGGUCUCGCCGAUGCUCCUGCAGCUUGUGGCUCUUGAGUUUCCCAGAGCUAUCCUUCACUUCAGUUCGCAGAUCGGCCGGAAGCCGCCCCAGUCGGAGGCCUCUGCCAGCGCCAAGUACAAGACGACCAUCACCGUUGUUCCUGCCACCGCCGAUGUGGACAUAAACCGUGUAUGCUCAAGAUUGACAGCAGCAUUGAAUGUGUUGGGCAACGCCAUGCACAUUACGCCGAGCACCGAUCUCUUUUGUGCGGCACCAGGGGUUCAGGGAGCUGUAAGAAACUUGGACGAGGGGCGUCUUGCCCGACUCUUAGCCGAUCUGGAGGAGAGAAAUCGCUGGCUGGUCUACGAGGCGGAAGCGCCUGGCAGCAAGGGGGUCACAGACUGGACCAGACGGUGCGUCCGUCAGGCCGACGUCAUCCUCGUCGCUACCAACUUUAAUGGUCAGGGCCGCGGCGAUGUGCCGCAGACUCUCAAUGAGAAGCACGUCCGUGACGCAGCACCCCUGUUCGUGACCAGAGAGCUGCUUCUGCUCCACAAAGGCGUACAAGGAAAGAGCGGCAAAGUGUCCAAGCUCUCCUCAAUGGACGACUGGUUCGUUGGUGCGGCCGCCAGGGCCGAUUCGCUGCGGCCGGGUGUCACAGGCUUCGUCCGGCACCACCUCUUUGCUCCCCACCGUGGGGGAGGAAUGAUGAGGUCCACACGGCACUACCUGAAUCCCAGGCCGUGGGCCAGUAGCUGGCACCACGUCCGCGUUGGCCACGGGGACUCUGUCGACUGGAACCGGUGUGCACGCCUGCUUGCAGGCAAAGCUAUUGGCGUUUGCUUCGGUGGAGGGGGUGCUCGAGGAAAUUGCCACUUCGGCGUCAUAAAGGCGAUGCAGGAACUUGGCAUACCCAUCGACAUUGUGAGUGGCACGUCGUUCGGUGCACUCGCAGGGGCGAUGUAUUCCAUGAGUGCACCCGAACCGAGCUCGCUGCCGGCCCUGGUCAAAAGAGUCAUGACCAAACAGUUUUCGGCCCGGAAGAUGAUGCUGGAUUUGAACUUUCCCAGAACUGCUUACUUCACAGGGGCCUACCUCAACAGUGUUCUAAAAGAGAUCUUCGCCCGCCGCAGACUGGAGGACCUUCUGAUUCCAUUUGCGUGUACCAGCACGGACAUUGUGCACUUUGAGGAGAAGGUCCACAGGGAUGGCCCUCUCUGGAGGGUGAUCCGUGCUUCGAUGAGCCUCGUCGGGUUCGUGCCGCCAAUCCCACACCAGGAGAGAAGGGAAGAUGGCAAAGUCAGCACGACUCUGCUGGUGGAUGGAGGAUAUGUAAACCAGUACCCCAUAGAAGCUCUGAAAGACCACGGAGCGGGCACCGUAAUUUGCAUCGUCGCGUGCCCAGACUAUGCUCCUGUGUGCACUGACUACGGUGAUGUGGUCCGUGGAGGUCUGGUAUCUUUACAGCGGCGUUUUGGCUGCUGUCGCCGUGGUAGCGGGGACCCUCCCAGCCAAGCUGAGAUCCAGGAGCGCUUAAUGUUUCUGGUGGAGGCCAUGAAAGAGUCGCACAGCUCCCGAGCAGACCUUGUGAUUUGCCCGGACAUCACCAACUUCGGGCUCCUAGACUUCGCAAAGUUCGAAGAGAUUUCCCAAAGCGGCUACGAGGCGGCACUUCCAGAGCUCAAGGCUUGGCUCCGACAGGCCCCUGAAGCGGUGCACGCGACGAUCUCGGCUGACGCCGACCAGGCCGCUGAGAAGAGUGUCAACGAAGUGGAGUACGGCUCGCGACGAGGCUACCGCUCCUGGCGUACAAGCGCCUCGCAAGCGGCGCGGCGCCUCUUGACAAGCCCUCGGCUCCGCUCGCACAGCGCCGGCAGUAAUUUACAUCUGCAGGCCAGCGAUGCCGACUACGAGGCAGAGAACGAAGGCUGA